CAGAUCUCUACGCAUCUUUUUUCCUCCCAUCUGACUAUUCAUCAUUGACUGACCAAGAUGGGGCUGUCCUUUACCAAGCUUUUCAGUCGCCUUUUUGCCAAGAAAGAAAUGCGCAUUCUUAUGGUUGGUCUCGAUGCUGCUGGUAAAACCACAAUUCUGUACAAGCUCAAGUUAGGUGAAAUUGUCACGACCAUUCCCACCAUUGGUUUCAAUGUGGAAACUGUUGAGUACAAGAAUAUCAGCUUUACGGUAUGGGAUGUCGGAGGUCAGGACAAGAUUCGGCCAUUGUGGAGGCACUAUUUCCAAAACACACAGGGUCUUAUCUUUGUGGUUGACAGCAAUGACAGAGACCGUGUUGUUGAAGCACGGGAUGAGCUUCACAGGAUGUUGAAUGAGGAUGAAUUAAGAGAUGCUGUACUACUUGUUUUUGCUAACAAACAAGAUCUCCCAAAUGCAAUGAAUGCUGCAGAAAUCACCGACAAGCUUGGUCUUCACUCUCUUCGACAGCGCCACUGGUAUAUCCAAAGCACAUGUGCCACAUCAGGGGAAGGGCUAUAUGAGGGAUUAGAUUGGCUUUCAAACAACAUAGCAAACAAGGGUUAGUGCAACUUCGGAAUGGUUGCAUCAGUUUUAUCUCAAGUAAUAGGUGUUGAACACCUUUUAUCUCCAUAAGUUGUAGGUUUUCGUGUUUUUGUUCAGCAUUUAGAUUGUGGGGAGAAAUUCCCACCUUCAUAAAUAACGGUUUCUUGCUUUUUUCAGUAUUUUGUAUGAAAUAACACCACAUUGCAGUCCUAUUAAUUUGCUGUUACUGUGAACUCUGGUACUUUGUGUGAUUCAUAUAUACGCAAUUAAUGUAUCACGACUUGGUUCUUCAAAUGAUUGGCAAUAAUCCCCUAAAAAUUAGAUUUUGUCGAUUGAUGCGCAUGAAUUAAUAACUAUUGAGGCAUGGUAUUGAUAUGGAAGAUUUGAACAUUCAUUU
Messenger RNA from Cuscuta epithymum, 979 nucleotides. NCBI's taxonomy places the organism in Eukaryota, Viridiplantae, Streptophyta, Magnoliopsida, Solanales, Convolvulaceae. The record is from the annotation of a GenBank genome assembly.